Molecule: messenger RNA, 10305 nt
Organism: Myodes glareolus (Bank vole)
Lineage: Eukaryota; Metazoa; Chordata; Mammalia; Rodentia; Cricetidae
Source: RefSeq, a predicted model, not a curated record
GAGGCAGUUGACAAGAUGGAAAAACUCUUGGUGGCCCGUGUGUCAGACAUGGACUCUGUGGUUCUGUCACCUAUGAAUAUGAAGUAUCUUUCAAAAGAAAGCAUUGGGUGUGGAAUCUUGGCAAACACACACACACACACACACACACACACACACACACACACACCCCUAAAGAAAAAAAAUCCACCCCUUCAACUCUCAAAAGGUCAUUGCUCUCAAGCUCCAUGGGGGCAGAAGUGUGAUUCCAGCCCUCUCUCUCCUACGGGGCUUUGCAGAACUAGACAUACGUCCACUUCCGGCCUCUUCACCCGCCGGGACCUGUGCACAGUUGAGAGGGAAAAUGUGCAGAAGAGGACUUUUACGCGAUGGAUAAACCUACACCUCGAAAAGUGUGACCCACCUCUAGAAGUUACGGACCUUUUCAUUGAUAUCCAAGAUGGCAAAAUCCUAAUGGCUUUGCUAGAAGUCCUCUCCGGGCGAAAUCUGCUGCAUGAAUACAAAUCCUCAUCACAUCGUAUUUUUCGGUUGAACAACAUAGCAAAAGCACUUAAGUUUCUGGAAGAUAGCAAUGUCAAGUUGGUUAGCAUCGAUGCAGCAGAGAUAGCGGAUGGCAACCCCUCGCUGGUUCUCGGGUUGAUAUGGAACAUCAUUCUCUUCUUCCAGAUAAAGGAGCUCACGGGCAACCUCAGCAGGAGUUCCCCAUCUUCCAGCUUGUCACCUGGCUCGGGGGGCACAGACUCCGACUCCUCCUACCCACCCACCCCCACCACAGAGAGGAGUAUGGCAGUAUCAGUGAAAGACCAGAGGAAGGCCAUCAAGACACUGCUGGCGUGGGUGCAGCGGAAAACAAGAAAGUAUGGUGUGGCGGUCCAGGACUUUGCGGGCAGCUGGAGGAGUGGGCUGGCUUUCCUGGCUGUCAUCAAAGCCAUUGAUCCCAGCCUGGUGGACAUGAAGCAGGCUCUGGAAGAUUCCACCCGGGAGAAUCUGGAAAAGGCCUUCAGCAUUGCACAUGAUGCCUUGCACAUUCCCAGGCUCCUUGAGCCGGAAGACAUCAUGGUUGAUAUGCCGGAUGAACAGUCCAUUGUGACGUAUGUGGCCCAGUUUCUAGAACGCUUUCCAGAGUUGGAGCCUGAAGAGUUUGUGAAUCCUGACAAAGAAGCCCCCAUCGAGUCCACCUUUGUCCGAAUCAAAGAAAGCCCUUCUGAACAGGAGAGCCGGGUCCUCCUCCUCAGCGAGAAUGGAGAGCGGGCCUACACUGUCAACCAUGAGACCAGCCACCCGCCUCCUGCCAAAGUCUUCGUCUGUGACCAGCCUGAGAGCGCGAAGGGUUUCUGUCUGGGCGGCGUGCCCAGCCACAAGCUGUCAGACAGUGAGACUGAGUUUAUGCACCAGAUUAUUGACCAAGUCCUCCAGGGGAGCCCAGGGAAGACCGGAUCCAGCACCGAGCCAGCUCCAGAAUCUUCCAUCUUGUCCACCAGAAAAGAUGGCCGGAGGUCCAACUCUUUGCCGAUCAAGAAAUCCGUCCACUUUGAGACUGACUUGCACAAGGAUGCCUCAUGUAGCAAAGACCCUUUCUACAGCUCAGACUUCCGCUUUGAGGGGAGCCCAAGGGCGGCAAAGGAUCUGUCGAAGCAGGAUGGUCAUGUCUCAUUGGCUGAGGUUGCCAAGGAAAAGAAGACAGAACAGGAAGCCAGGCCAGUGCCUGAAACUGCCUCAGACAGAAGCCCUGAAGACAUUGUUGGUGUGGAUGGCGUGCCCCAUCAUGAUCAGCCUCCUCAGGACCCCUCAUUCUGUAAUGGCACUGUAGAAACUCAAGCUAGCCAAGGUGAGAAAGGCCCUUCUCCUCCAUCCCCUGGAGAUCAUACUAUCCUGGCCAACUCCACUGAACUCAAGGUUCAGCUGCUGACUGUCGAGCCUAUGGAUAAAGAUGACUAUUUUGAAGGCAUCCCACUGAAGGCUUCCAAGUUUAACAGGGACCUCGCAGAUUUUGCCUCCACCAGCCAGGAUUUUGGUGAGGACCCCUCACCCCCUGAGAAGACACCUGGGGAGGAAGAGGGGCUAGAGAAUCACACCGAGAAACUGGGGAAAAGGAAAUCAAAGUCUCCCCAUGCAGAGACAGAGUCACCUGAAUCCCAAUCGGAGGCUGACAAGCACGAGCCUCCUUCCAAGGGCCCGGAACAAGAAGAUCGAGACCAUCCUUCGUCCCCAGAAGAAACGCCUGCAGAUAAGAAACCCGAAGUGUAUGAAAAGGCCAAGAGAAAGUCCACCCGACAUCGCAACGAGGAAGAAGGCGAAGCGGAAGGCCUCACUGGGGUCGGCGGAGAAGGGCCAUCCAACCCUCCAAGUACCAGUGUCAGCCUGGAAACCCUCAGGAGUCACAGCGAAGAAGGGCUGGAUUUCAAGCCUUCUCCACCACUCUCAAAGAUCUCUGUCAUCCCCCACGACCUGUUCUAUUACCCGCACUACGAGGUGCCCCUGGCUGCAGUACUGGAGGCUUAUGCGGAAGGUGGGGAGGAUUUGAAAAGCGAAGAUCUAGGGGAACCAGAAGAGGGCUAUCUCCAGGACUCCAGGGAGGAGGAGGAGGAGGAGGCCCACAGCUCCCAAAGCAGCUGCAGCUUCUCCUCGCCUGUUGACAACAGCCACCCCAGCACCGGUGACCAGGCGCCCCAUGUUGAUGGGACUUCUGAGGGGCCCACAUCAACCUCAAGACCUGGUUCUCCACCAUCUCAUGAGGACUACCAACAGAGGGAAACCAAAGAGAAUGGCCCCGUGGAGAGUCAGCAGCCCCAAGAACCUCCAAACCCAGAACUCCCUGAAAAGCCGUUAGAAGAAAAGUUAAUGGAAGCCUCAACUAGCAGUAAAAAGAAAGAAAAAAGGAAACAUGUGGACCAAGUAGAAAGCUCAUUAUUUAUAGCCCCUGGGACUGUCCGCUCCUCAGACGACCUUGAAGAAAACCCCUGUGAACACAAGGUCCCUUCCAGGAAUAGCCACAGUGACUCCAGCAUUUACAUUCGGCGACAUGCUAAUAGGUCUUUGGAAUUGGACCAUUUUAGCUAUGUUCAAUUGAGGAACGCAGCCGAUCUGGAUGAGCGGAGAAACAGAGUGUUAAACAGGUACAAUUCCCAGAAGCUCACUGAGCUGAUUUUACAGUUUUACGGCAUCAGAGCAGACAUGAAGCGGGAAUACAAACAUGCCAGGCUGUCUAUGACUGGCACCAACUCCUCCGGAGAAGCCGUGCCCCUGGGGAGCCAGAGCCCACCCAACGACUCCCUGACACAGUUCGUACAGCAGCCCGACGUGGUCUAUUUCAUUCUUUUCCUGUGGCUCCUGGUCUAUUGCUUGCUGCUCUUCCCCCAGCUUGAUGUCAGCCGGCUCUGAAGCGUGUGUCUGGAGAAUAAAAAGACAGGACCCUAACCAGGGUGGAGUUUGCCUCCUGCAUUUUAACUGUCUGUUCGGGGUCGAGCCACUUCUACAGAGAUGGAAGACCUCAGAGGGGGCACAGGCCCCACCUCCUGUUGCUGUCUGAUUUCAGUCUCUGCCCAGUUUCCCCUCGGUUCUCUAAGACCUGAGAGCAUGCUUCCCUCCCUGACUGUGUGCUCCGAGCUCAGGUUGGAGACUAGGUCUGUGAACAGGAUUCCUCCUUAUGUGCCUUGUUUGAUCGAUGCGCGUCCUUACUAAGGUGUGCCCCAAACCUGGGGCUUAGCGUGUGAACAUGUAGGUUUUCAAGCUCCUGGAGGAGCUUGAGUUAACUUACUUUUAUCUCAGGGGAGGGUCUGCCUGAUGUCAAGAAAGAACAGAGUCCGUACUAGGAAGGAAGGUACCUUGUUCUCCUCGUGUGAGUGAUUGAGUGAAGAUGCCGUGGCUCCCGUGAACCUCUCCCAGCCUGACGACCUGUUGUGUUCUUUGGCACACACCUGCCUGCUCCCCAGAAAUUACACCUGGGCAUUGGCAGACUCCAAAGAAGAGGGGUACUCUGCCAGCUUGGUUGUGAGCCACGGCACAUUCUUUCACCUUGGUGUUCUUGGAGGGUUGUGUGUUUAAUUCACUUUCGCGUUGAUUGGAUUGAGGUGGAGCUGUACUUUGCAAGCCUUCUCCAGCAGUAGGACCUCCCGGCAGAUGAAAGAGAAGGAAUCAGUCUAGAUUUGCUUUAAAAGCAGGACGCUGGCUGACUCGGAUAGCCCUGAGACUUCCUCCCAUCCUACUGAGUUUUCUGUACAGAAUCUGAAGUCCUUCUGGGGCUGCAUGCAGAGCCCCAGCGUGCUGGAAGUGCCAGGGUCAGAAUAAACUCCCGUGGUGGAGCUGGAAGAGUUUCUGCAGGUUUCUGGACUCAGGAUGCACACCUCGGCACCAGCAUCUUUUGCAGUCAGCCAUAACAGAGACCUUGAAAAGACUUUGUGGGGAGCACCAGGGUGUAGGUCAGGGCAGGCAUGUUGUGAAAGGAGUGGCUUCUUUCCUCAUCCCCCUUUUGUCCUCAGUCCCCGCCCCAGCAUCCUCUUGCCCUCUUCUCUGUGCAAAGGCUCAGGUCUGGGAAGACUUUUGGUCCCUCCUCCCCUUGUCAUCCCUCUCUAAAAAAGCACAUGCUACACAGCCCUUAUAAAACUGUCAACUGAGCCGGGCAGUGGUGGCGCACACCUUUAAUCCCAGCACUUGGGAGACAGAAGCAGGUGGAUCUCCGAGUCUGAGGCCAGCCAGCGCUAUGCAGACAAACCCUGUCUCGAGAAACCAGAAAGAAAAAAAUAAAUAAAAACCAUAAACUGUUAGUCAGGAGGAGGCCUUAGGGAACAUCUUAUUUAGCUGAACUCGGAGAAGCAAAGCAGGCUGCCCGAGGUCACACAGCCCACCAAAACAGACUGGCCAUGAGCUCGCAGACCACAUGACCUCCAGUCUAGAACCGUCGCUCAAGAAACUAAGUAAAAUGUUCUCAUUCAAACAAAGCCAUCAUUUUUCGACCUUUUAUUUAACCUUCAAGCUUAUCCUUAGGUCCUUCUAGAAUGUUCUUGGCAGCUGCAAAGGCUUAUGCGCUGCUCAUUUCUCUUGUUGCUGUGACAGAAGAAGUGACAGAAAACAACUGAAGAAGGGGGUUUGGAGCUCACGGUUCCAGGGUCACCGUCCAUGAUAAAGGGGGUCACAGCAGCAGGACUGUGAGCUGGCGCAUCACACUGCUCAGUCAGGAAGCAGAGAGACACGAACGCUGGUACCUGCUCACUUUCUCCUUUUCGUCAGCCCAGGACCCCCAGCCCAUGGCAUGGUGCUGCCCACACUCAGGGUGGGCUGUGUCUCUUUAGUUGAGACCUUCUGGAAAGACCUCUAGCGUCACAUCCAGAGGUGUGUUCCCAUGGUGAUACUAAAUGCUAUCAAAUCCACAAUGAAGAUGGAAUCACAUCUUGCCUUUGACAUGUGUGCAGUGUUCUUAGCCCGGGAGUCAUUCUCUUUAAGCAAGCCAAAGACUUGCUUGUUUUUAAAUACAAUUUAAAAUAAUUCAUGUAGCACAUUGAGUCAGGACAGCCAGAAACCUGGCCUCUCAACCAUUUUGAUUGGCAUCUGCCUCCCCUCCCAGAAAGAACUGAGGCCUUCCAAGGGGGAAAGCUUUUGUGAGCUUGGAGCAAUUCCAGGUUGAAGGCCUGAAGCUCCCUAGAAAGAGAACUACUUAAAGAGCUCCCUGGUCCUACUGGAGGUUCAAAAGUACAGAUGAUAAAGGUGCUGUGUGAGAUGUUUUAUGUCUUCGCGCAUAGCAGUUCUCUCCCAGAUGAGGUACCAAAGAAGAGCUGGCCCAGAUGUGAAUCAUGUGUUUUAUGGGACUAGACCAGGCUCAGAAGUCUGCACGCUGCUUCUCUCGCCUUCUACAGUGCUAACAGCCUUUAAAAUGUCUUCAGGUAAGAUGCCCAAGAAUCACUGGGUUCAGGCUGGCAGGAAGUCGGCUUUACUUUAAAGGGAAAAGCAAUCGCAUGGAGUGUAGGGGUGAAUAGAAGAGGUGACUGUGGGAAGCUGCUGGGCAGGCCAUCCAAUCCCUUGACAUUUUAAAAAGAUUUACUUUAAAGUGUGUGUGUGUGUGUGUGUGCGCAUAAGUACAAGUACCAUGGAGGCCCUAAGACGGCAUCAGAUCCCCUGUGUGGGUACUAAGAACUGAGGCAGGGUCCUCUGUAAGCGCAGCAUGCACCCAUCACCACGGAGUCAUGUUUUCAGCCUUGCUUAGCAUCUGUUAAAUGAGAAAAUGCUGUAGGUUUGAAAUGAGGAUAGCUGCCCCUGAGGCUUGCUUGUGGCAGUAGUCCCUUUAGUCACUUUAAGCUGUUCUUCUCUGUGCUCCUAUGUGACAUGCAGCAGGCUUGCUAAUACCUUAGAUGUGAAUUUCCCUGUCACCAGUACCAUACGAGGUUUCCUCAAUGUAGUUAUAUCACGUGAUAGAUGCAUCCCUAGUUCAAUAAAAUACUGUCUUGGGUAUGUGGGGACUGCACUUCUGAGCUAAGUUGUGGGUAGUGGUUACAUAUCCUUGCUUGUUAUCUUCCUUCCCUCUUCCCCCCCUUUCUUCCUUUUCCUUCUGUGUCCCGUCCCCUUCCCCCUCCAUUCUUCACUAACUUCUUGAAAAAUGGAGCUUGAGAAAUAAAUGUAAAUAUUUUUAGAUUCCCCCCCCCAUGACUUCAAAUGUCUGUCUUCUGCCCUUACCAUGUGGCUGGACAUAGAUCAGCAGGUGGAAAUGUUGCCCUCACUACUCCUUGCCAAUGACAUUAUUAAAAUUUCUGAUGCCAUUCCUAUCCCCAUGCCUUUAUGCAUGACGUGAACCUUCCCCAUUCCUGGAGAUAACACCAGUCUCUUCUCGGGGACCUGACCUGAUGCUGUCGUGCCUUUGCUGUGGUACCUAUUUCCUCACGGAAGUUCUCUUGCAGUUGCUUGCUUGCUUUCUGAAUCCCUGGCUGGUCCAGGGUUGGACCUCCCUGGCUCAUCUAAUAUUUGUAUCUAUUUUAAAUCCCUCACCUCUGUAUGUGUCUGCUUUCCACCUUCUCUUUCCAACACGAAUGUUUUAUUUUUUUAACUUCUGAAAGCCUCCUUUCUGUUCUCUGGGUUUUGCCACAUAACACCUUGUUCUUGGUUCAGGGGUCCGGGUCUUCUCUGUGGGUGAUACAAGUCUUGGGGUCAUUGUCUACUCUCAGAAUUGCCUUCGUUUUCUCUAAGUCUCAUUUCUCUCGGUUGGGCUCAGUCUCCACCUUUCGCAUUACGAAUAAAUACCUGUGUCUAUUCAUCUUUAAAGGUGAUGCAUCCAGGAGCUGGCAGGAAGCUCCAAUGACCAUCUGGUAAGACUAGUGUCCCCUAGUGGUCUGGCUCACCUCUGAAGCGCUUAGCAUAUCAAUGGGUGCGUGUGUCUCCUGGAGCUUUUGCCAUGUGCUUACAGAUCUUCCCACCGCUCCUGCAUGGAAAAGAGGGACACGCACAGGGCUGCUGAUAGCCCGUGCAGUGCACUUGUGCAGUGAGUGCGGUAAUCCUGCCCCCUCUGGUCAGAAGCCACCCACCAUGCAUGCUUGGUUUAACUGGCAGAGGUUGGCUAUUUUCUUUUCCUCUGAGCAGAUCAGUCCUCAACUAGGACAGAGACUGGGUUUUAACUCCCAGAUGCUCCCUUGGCCAGGUGCAUAAUCCAUAGGGUGGAACCCAGAGACCCCUGAGAACUGAGUCCCGGCCUUGAAGAAGUCUGUCUCAGUAAUCACCAUGUCACCUCCUGAAGUUGCUCCUGCCUUGCUUAGUCUUGUGUGCCUAGGUUGCACUUUUCUUGUUCUCUAUUAGAAGGAGGCAAAGCCUUCGUCUGGCUGCAUGGGCCGGGCAGGGGGCCCAAGAAUUAGCACCAUGUCUUACCCCACCUUCACCGUUCCGAUUCACAAGCCCUUCUUAGGUGCCAAAGUGCUGCCCCUGCAGGUACGUGUUGUGAGGACCUUUCCCUGCUUCCUUCUUAGUGGCCUCUGCUUCAGCUCUGAAUGGAUGGUGUCUGUGGCCUUCUGUCUACCCUUUCCUGUCCAUGGCUAUGGAACUUUCUUUCCUUCACAUUUAUUCUGACUGGCAAAAUAAGUGUGCACCUAUGUUCUGUACACUUAGUUUCACUGCUGUUUGGUUUUGUAUUUUGAGACAUAGUCUUGCUAAAUAACCCAGGCUGGGCUCCUUCCCCGUUCUCCGAAGUGCUAGGUUACAGGCAUACACUACCCUGCUCAGCUUCAGUGUGCCAUCUUGAUCCAUAAAUGCCUUUGGGUUUUCUUGAUAGUGGGUUAGGUAGCUCAUUGUCCUGCUAAAUUCAGUGUCCUGGGUGAAUCUUCUGAAGCUAUAAGACAGCACGGGUGGGAGAGCAUCAGGCAGCACAAGAAAGCCCUGUUUGAAGCAUUCCUCCUUCUUCUUCCUUUCUAGUUUUGCCACCUGCUCCCACGGAACACUUAGAUCUCCAAAAUCCUCACAAGAUGCAGUCUGUGUGGUCACCUGAUUUCUACCCUUGCUAUACCUACCACCCCACCCUUAACUCCCAUGCCGGGAACAGGUUGUCCACACUGGCCUUUGCCAGACAGCAGACAAGGUUCUCUACUAGUUAUGUUUGGAGUUUGGGCAGGAUUUCCCCCUCAAAGCUGUGGUUUUCCUUAGCUGUUGGUGACAAAGUCUUGAGGCUGCUGGACAGAUGUGACUUUAGUGGAGAAAUGUACUCCAACACUCUCUCUGCCCCAGGACCUGUGUUUGUCCACUCCAUGGCUCAGCCCGUUCAGCAAUGUUCACCUGCACUGUAAACAGUGGCAUUGAGAAGGCAAGGAUUCUUUUCUUUUUAAAGAUUUAUCUAUUUAUUAUGUAUACAGUAUUCUGCACGCAUAUAUCCCUAUAGGUCAGAAGAGGGCACCAUAUCUCAUUAUAGAUGGUUGUGAGCCACCAUGUGGUUGCUGGGAAUUGAACUCAGGAUCUCUGGAAGAACAGCCAGUGAAUGCUCUUAACCUCUGAGCCAUCUCUCCAGCCCCAGAAGGCAAGAAUUCUCUAAGUCACAAUUUCUUUGGUGGCUUUGGGAACCAUGUGAAGGCUCAAUGUCUUCUUUAGAGAUGAAGCUGAGGUGGAGGUUCAUCUGAGUCUGCAACCCCAGUCCAGGCAGUACAGUAAGGUGGUGCUGAAAACAAAAGGCAAACAAACAAAACCUGAAGAAAGCAAAACUGAGAACAUACAGCCUCCUCGCUUUUCUAGCCGGUGGCUUUGGGAUGGCCACUCCUUCCCAAGUAGGGCUUGUAUAAAACUGCAGCCACUCUCGGUGAGGCUUCCGAACACCACUGGAACACAUCUCACCACCAGAAGUCACCCAGUGAGUAGGGGACACCUCGGAAGCCUGGCUUCCAUGGUGACACCUGUCCCUUUCUGUGAACGUCAUUGUCAUGAUGACGUAGACUCCUCCGUGUGAUUUCAUCUUCUCAAACUCCAGAGGGCUGAGUGCAGUCUGAGGCCCAGCCUUCCUCUCUCUCCUGCUUAGAGACACCGUCCUUAGGGAUCAUCACUGAUUUUCCUAUCUGGACUCCAGGUGAGGCAGGUUUAACGGCCAGGGUCUGGGCCCGAGUAUCCCGUGAGUCUUCUAGUCUAUCCUGGAGAGGGGAUGUUCUCAUGAGCACAUCUCGGAUCUGGGUGAGUGACUGAAGACUUGGUGCUGCUGUCUCUCUCAUUGUCUGAAAAUUGCUGUGGAAGUUUUCCCUUACCCGUUAGCCAACGUGAGACAGAACAGCCUUGCCUGGACUGCACCUCCUCCCCGACGUUCACUUGACUAUGGCUUCUGCCUGCUUCUCUGGAGUCCCACUCUGCCUCAUCCUCCAGCAGCUUUUACAAGAGGAAGUGUUAAGCCAUUGUCUACUUGUAAACUCACUUGACCAACUGUCCAGGAAAGUUUUUCCUUCAGGGAGGAUCAAAAAGACUGGCUCCAAAGAUAAGGUGGUCACAGCCUCCAGCUAAUUAACGCUGACAGAUUUACUGCUUAGAUUCUCUGUGAGUUCAAUGGCAGCCUGGUCUACAGAGUGAGUUCCAGGAUUGCCAGGGUUACACACAGUGAAACCCUGUCUUGAACGUCCCCCCACCACACCAGAAAAAAAGAAAAAUGAAGUGAUAAUCCAAGAAUAUUCUGAUUUGGGGGCUCUAGUCUACCUGGGAGGUGUGGGUGGGAUGCUCUGAGCAUCCCUUCUUUACCUCAUCCCUGCCCACUGUCUUCCCACCAAGUUUUUGCACAUUUUGACCCAACCUGUGCAUAGCUACUUAAAUCUCACGAAAUUCAUGGUUAACCUGCAAAAGUAAAUUUAACAGCAAAUAUAUGUUUGGCUCUAGCUU